Messenger RNA from Saccostrea echinata, 2774 nucleotides. RefSeq lists its product as uncharacterized. The transcript is spliced from 3 exons. Lineage: Eukaryota; Metazoa; Mollusca; Bivalvia; Ostreida; Ostreidae. Bases 50 to 1297 code for a protein of 415 amino acids. The record is from RefSeq and is a predicted model, not a curated record.
AUUCCUGCUUUUCGGAUUUGCAUGUUCGUUUAUCUUAAUCACUUUGUAUAUGUAUAUGGAAAAGAUGAUUGGAAAGGAUAUCAUCCAAAACGCUGCGCAAAAUGUUAAUGAAUAUUACACUCAAAAGAAAGACCAGCUUUUCAAUUAUCAACCAGUGGUGGGAGAAAAAGCAAUCAAUAUAUCACAACAACCGACAAAAAAAAUAAAAUUGAUGGCGAAAACAAUUCAUGGUCAGGCUGCAUAUACAGAAGAUUCAUGUGAUAUUGAAACUGAACGAUAUUAUAAAAAGAACGCAAUCAUAAAUUAUAGCAAUCCAUUUAACAAUUUUACACCUAUUGGUGGGUCGGACUGGCGAUUCCUAACUACAAUUCCUUGCAUAAAUUUGAAUGAAACGAUUUUCGUUAAGUCGAGUGAAGAAAAAGAACAGCUGAUUCCUACAUGCUACGAAAAUUAUGUGCAUAUCGAAAGAAGCAGAAACUCAAAGUAUAUUCAUGUCUUUAAUUUUCCAGAUAAAUGUUUGAAAAGAGUCGUAUCUAAAUUUUGUUCAGACAAUCUCCCUGUUCCAAACAUAGUGCAUUAUAUAUGGUUUGGAAAGCAAGAAUUUGAGUUUGUUUAUUUUGUUAGUUUUUACAGCGCACACAAAAAUCAGAACCCCUGUCUAAUAUUUCUUUAUUAUGAUGUUUUACCCUUUGGAAAGUGGUGGGACAUACUUGUGAAAUUGGUCACAAACAUUGUGUAUGUAAAAGUUACACCACCAGCCGAAAUUUUAGGAAAGAAAAUCAACUGGGUGCAACAUAAAGCUGAUAUCAUGAGACUUAGAAUAUUGAAAGAAUACGGGGGUAUAUAUCUUGAUACAGACCAAUACGUCCUCAGAUCGCUAAAUGCAUUCCGAAACAAGGACUGCACUAUGGGAGCAGCGCAUGAUGGAUCUAUGGCUAGCGCAUUGAUAUUUGCAGUCGAAAAUGCUACAUUUAUUAACAAGUGGAUCGACAGCUACGCCUCAUACAAUCCAAACGUUUGGGGCGAAAACUCGGUAACAAUGGCAAGAAAACUUUCCAUAAGGUAUCCACAACAUGUUCGUUCGUAUGAACAUCAUUGCCUUUUCUUUCCUCAUGGAUAUUUGUUGUUUAACCAGAAUUACAAAUGGUCACAUUGUUUUGGAAUUCAUCUUUAUGGUAAAAGACCACGAUGGAAUGAAAUCAGAAAAUGGAGUCUUGUUACCAUACAAAAAUUAAACAAUACAAUUGGCGCAGUUUUUAGGUAUAUCCUGUUUGGUCACAAAGACCUGUGCAAUUAGUUCAAAGAAUCAAGUCGUAUUUAAGUAUUUCCCUUCUCAUUUUUUAGACAUGAUUUUCUUUUUUUCCAUGUAUUUAUUUAUUUGAUUAUUCAUUUUUUGAUUAGAUCAUAAGCUUAGUUCAAGUAAUCACAUAUAUAUUGUUAUCGAGAAAAGCACAACUAUUUACACCAAUAAUUGGUUCCUCUCAAUGUGUAAUAUAAUACAGUUACUUAAUAAUUCCUCACAUUUGUUACAAAAAUAAGUGUAUGUAACAAGAACUCUUCCAGUCUUUGUCCGUGACAUUUAACGUCAACAGUUUUUGGCAAUGAUUUUAUUUUACUGACUAUUUUGACUUUAGUGUAUGAUGUGAAAACCCCCUGUUUAUUACGUUCCCCAGACAAAUUUAGGGAAUAUGUUUUCUUUGUUCUGUUUCUUCUUAUUAUUAGAUCACCCCAAGCGAAGUCGGGGAGACAUAUUGUUAUUGUUCGACUAAUAAAGCUUUUCGCACAGUAUCUUGAAAAUUGCCCGGUCAAUCUUGAUGAAAAAAUCCACUGUCAUAAUGAUCGCCUACUAAAGACGUUCGAUCCUUGUUCAAAGUUUUUAAAGUGGCCACUGUUUUCAUGGAAACGGACCAAAAUGUAUUUUUUUUUUAAUUUCAUCGUUCUCUGUAAUUUUUAAUCCAAUUUUUUUGAAAUGUUAAAGAAGUAUUCCUUACGUCAUGGACAAAAAAAAAAAAAAAAAAAAAAAAAAAAAAAAAAAAGGAAAAGGAUGGAUAGGAAACACAAUUAAUUUAAGAUAUGUUGAUGUCAUGUGACCAAUAUUGCGACUAAUUGCUCGUGAUUUUAUAUGACAAUGUUUUUUUGGAACUCGCCAAGACAAUCUUAUUGAAACCGUACAGAAAUAAUAAUCACCAACUGAAAUUGUGUUGACAUCAUUUAAAAUUUUAAAAUUUUAGAUGGCUCUGACAAUCUUAUUGAAACAUUUCAUAGAAAUAAUAAUAGCUAUUCGUAGUUGUGCAGGUAUCAUUUAAAAUUUUCAACAAGGUUUUUAUCAGAAAAGAAAAAAAAAAUAAUUUAAGAAAUGUUAUUGAUACGAAUUGAAAAAAAAGGCUGCUGUACAUACGUUUAUGUCUCAUCUUUUUAAAGCUAUAAAUUAGUCAGUUAAUGUUUAUUUAUCUAUGUCAGGAUUGUCAAGUUACAGUUACUGUCGCUACUGUAAUGAUUUUCCCCUUAGAUUAAAAAAAAAAAAAUUCCCUGACAUUUUCCUAUCUCCCCCUGACUUUCUCCUAUGAUCCCCUGUCGUGUAUGAAUGACAUGUAAAUAUAGUUUUAUUUAUUUAUUGAUCUAUUAAUUAAACAAAUGUAAAAAAAAAAAUAAAUGAAAAGAUGAAAUAAAUAAAUAAGAAGAAAUUAAAAAAUAAAUUGAUUGAUACAUGUAAAACAAAUAAAUUGUUAAAUGAAUAAAUAAGUAAAUAAAUAAAUGAAUAUAUAGAUUUUGUC